Messenger RNA from Rodentolepis nana, 1296 nucleotides. Lineage: Eukaryota; Metazoa; Platyhelminthes; Cestoda; Cyclophyllidea; Hymenolepididae. The record is from the annotation of a GenBank genome assembly.
AUGACAGAAAUCGGCUUCAGUGUUUGCGGCGGUAGUGGCGGUGGCUUUAGUCCCACAGGUAUGGAAAGUCUUCUAGAUUCCUUCUGGCUGGAUGCGCCCAAUUUUCUUGAACCUCCUCAGCUUAACUUCUCCGAUCUUAAACCCAUCUCGCCUGGUUCCACAAAGUCGACAAGUAGCUUAGACUCUAUUUUUAAUGGUGUUAAUAAUACCCCUCCCAGUUCUCCGUGGACAAACGAAAUGGUUAAAGAUGAUCUCCUUCAGAAUACUACUUCUCCUCUCGAAAAGGACAUUGACUUAGGUAACUCCAUAAAUGAAUUCUGGGAAGAGAACAUUGGUUCCGGGUGUCCAUCUCCAGCAACCCAAUCCCAGAUCAAGAAAUCCGCAAUUAUUGAAACUGACCUUCUUCAGGAAUUCGGCGAUUCAGGAGACAAUUCAACCGUUAAUAUGCUUGAAGAACAGUUGGCAAGUGCAGAUAACGCAUGGACUGUAGCACUAGAAUUACCGAAUCUUGCAGUUGAAGAGGUUAGUGACCUAUUGACUGAGACGCAGAAAUCGACGAUUUCACCUCUUCCAAGGCAAAGAAGGAAGAAAUCGAAAAGACGAGUAUGGAAGAAGACGAUAAAUUACAUAUCCUCGGAUUCAGAGGCUACUGAAACUGGUUCAGAAUGGGAAGAAAUAGAAUGUGAACAUUCUCCAAAUCGAACGCGGAUGUUCAUUGCGGGGCAUAUGGAGAUAGUUGAAGAUUUGGCCACUUCUUACGAUGUUGAUGAGCCGAGAAGCUCCCCUGCUAAAAGGAGAAAGAAUUUAACUUCCCCAUCUAGUUUCCAGACGUCAACCAGACAUUACUCCUCCUCAAUAAAUUAUAAUGAGCCAUGGUGGCCACAACGUUCCGGAUCCAUUCAACAACGACUCAAUUCACGGGAUUUGGACGGUUGUGGUAGUGUUGGACGUAGUAGAAGACAAAUGGAACUUUGGGAGUUCAUAUUGAGGUCGCUGGAUGCGCAACAAGUGAAUGGCAGUACAAAAUCAGCUUUCAAGUGGGUGGAUAGGUCGUUGGGUAUCUUCCGGGUCACUGACACACAGAAAGCUGCCAAGGAAUGGGGCUCCUAUCGGGGAAAUGUCAGAAUGGACUACGAGAAGAUGGCUCGUGCUAUGCGGUUCUACUACAAGGAGAGUGUGCUUCGGAAAGCACACAAACAAUUGCAUUUCCAGUUUUCGAUGCCAUUUGUUGUUUGGUCGAAGCGACAUCACUCUCUUGAAAAUACCCCCAAAACUUCCACCAAUUCGACUUCAUAG